AUGCGUCCCUCAAGAAGCCUGCGUCCAGGCCAAGGAAGUCAGGCACGGGAAUCUGGUCGUGGAAGGGGCGCGUCCUCCCAUAAUCAGACUACGUCACGAAACUACCGCAACGAACGAGAUUACCAAAACCUCGAUACGCUACCGCCCCCAGCGCACUGGCUGCAACCUACACCGGCGAUAGUUCAGUACAACUUUCACCACCAUCUGCCAAUAGGAGGAACAAGUCAGGUUGUGCAGACGCAUUCAAGCACAGGAUAUAUUGUGGGCGAUGUGUUUGUACCGAUAUCAAGCACCAUAACUACGACUGUAUCCACUGAGUCGCAUAUGGAAUACGGGUCACCACUGGAGGCGUACAGUCCAGCAAGUGAACCACCAGAACCUUUGCCAUCCCAUUUGGACAGCCAUUAUUUCGACAAUGUCGGCUCACAAUUCGCUGCUGAGGGCACUCCAUCGCUAGCCGCAAGCGAUGGAUCAGGCGACUAUACUGGUAUACAGGACGACCGCAGCCCAUAUCCUCCUGUCAUGGACGUUGCUAAUGACGGCAGAGCUGGAGGCUUCGACCCAGCUAGAAUGCCAGACCUGAACAAAGGAGGUGAGGUUGACUCCGACCGAACCGAUUUGUUGCCAUCGGACCCCUCCAGGGCUUAUUUGGAAUCAUUUCCUGAUGAAGCCUGGCUUCGCCCAAUUCCGCUACGCAUACGGCGUGCUUCUACAUUCCCGCUGUUGGGCCAGUAUGGGGAUGCUACUGAGAAUCUGGCGGAUAACCUAGAAACACUGCAAGUAACGACUGGUUGA
Molecule: messenger RNA, 795 nt
Organism: Bipolaris sorokiniana ND90Pr
Lineage: Eukaryota; Fungi; Ascomycota; Dothideomycetes; Pleosporales; Pleosporaceae
Exons: 2
Coding region: 1-795 (264 amino acids)
Source: RefSeq, a predicted model, not a curated record